GGGUGAUCUUUAGGGAAAAUACCAAUAAACCGCUAGUCUGAUUGAACGUGGCUUUCAAGUUUCAAUGUCAUAUCUGCUCCUCAGAAAAAGCCUCUUUUUAUUUAUUUGAUGAAGAUAAAAGAAAAGAAAAUCCCUACAGGUGCCUUGGGGCAGAGGGAUAGGGUGAGUAGAGUAACGCAGGGUGCUGGGAUAUAAGUACGGAAUAAUGGAUUGAGUGGAAUGGAAAUAUACGAGUGAGACUCUGACAAUCAAUCAAUCAUUGAAAAUAAAAAUGGGUUCUGAGUUGAUUGAAAUUUCCACCGCCAGUAAAUGGAUGGGCUUCGUGGCGGCCGUGUGGAUUCAGGCAAUCUCCGGCAACAACUACACGUUCUCGAAUUACUCGGACGCACUCAAAUCACUCAUGCAUCUAACACAAAUUGAGCUAAACAAUCUCUCGGUUGCAAAAGACGUUGGAAAGGCUUUUGGGCUUCUUGCAGGCCUGGCCUCAGAUCGAUUGCCCACUUGGGCCAUUCUCCUCAUUGGCUCUCUCGAAGGCCUCAUCGGAUACGGCGUUCAGUGGCUUGUCGUGAGCCAGAGAAUCCAACCCCUCCCCUACUGGCAGAUGUGCAUAUUUCUAUGUCUUGGGGGUAACAGCACAACAUGGAUGAACACCGCCGUUUUAGUCACCUGCAUCCGCAACUUUCGCCGGAACAGAGGUCCAGUUUCCGGCAUUCUCAAAGGCUAUGUGGGGUUGAGCACCGCCAUAUUCACCGACCUGUGCUCUGCUCUCUUCGCCGACGACCCUGCCUCCUUCCUCCUCAUGCUGUCUCUCGUCCCGUUCGCCGUUUGCCUCGCCGGCAUCUUUUUCCUUCGCGAGGUUCCUCCCGCCAAUUUCACCGUCGCCCAGGACAAGGAGGAGUCCAGGUACUUCAGCCUUUUCAAUGCCGUCGCCGUCGUCGUCGCCGUUUACCUCUUGGCUUUCGGCUUCGUCCCGAACCCCGGCGUUUUGGCUUCUCGGUUGUUCGCUGUCGUUUUGCUCCUUUUAUUGGCGGCGCCGUUGGGAAUCCCGGUCCACUCUUACUUCAAAGCCCGCAGGUUGAACCGGUUGGAAUCGGCCUUGGAUGUGGAAGGGCGGGUGAACGAACCGUUGCUUCGAGGGCACCAGAAGGGAAGUGAAACAGAGGCGGAAGAGGCGGUGAUGGAGAGGCGUGGACCGGCGGUGGGGGAGGAGCACACGAUAUGGGAGGCGCUGAAAACGGUGGAUUUUUGGAUUUUGUUUGUGUCGUUUCUGUGUGGGGUUGGAACCGGUUUGGCCGUUAUGAACAAUAUGGGUCAAAUCGGGUUGGCCCUCGGUUACUCGGACGUUUCCCUCUUCGUAUCAUUGACCAGUGUUUGGGGCUUUUUCGGUCGGAUCAUCUCGGGUUCGGUUUCGGAGUACUUCAUCAAGAAAGCAGCAACUCCUAGACCUCUAUGGAAUGCAGCGUCUCAAAUUCUGAUGGCGGUGGGAUACAUACUCUUGGCCAUGGCUAUGCCUGGUUCCCUUUACAUAGGGUCUACUGUAGUUGGAAUAUGCUAUGGAGUUAGGUUGGCCAUUACUGUCCCAACAGCCUCUGAGCUAUUUGGCCUCAAAUAUUAUGGUCUGAUAUACAACAUUCUCAUCCUUAACCUUCCACUUGGCUCUUUCCUCUUUUCUGGUCUGCUUGCUGGCAUACUAUACGAUAUGGAGGCAACUACCACCGCCGGAGGAGGCAACACUUGUGUUGGGGCUCAUUGCUACAGACUAGUUUUCAUAAUCAUGACUGCAUCUUGCGUUGUUGGCUUCUUCUUAGAUAUUCUGUUGUCAAUUAGAACCAUAAAGGUUUAUCACAAAAUUUCCAUCACCAAAAAUUCCAAGAAUGCCUCAGUCACACCAAGUACUUCAUGACCCGGAAUGCUACAUAUAAGAGGGUAUAUCAGUCAUUAGAUGGACGACCGUUUUGCUCAAUGACAUCCUAAUUUCUUCCACUAGUAUGCUUCAGAUGAUUAACCAUUCUUUUGGGUAAUAGUGGCGGGUUAAUUUGUUUGUACUUCCAUUUUGAGUGCUUUGAAACAUUAAGCAGCCUACUGUCUCUGCUGUAGAUUGGGUUAUUUUUUAUGGCACGUUUUCAAGAAGCAGUGAGAAUUCUUGUAGUUACAAUUUGUAGAGAAAAAAAUGAUGUCAAGUUUUUUCGGUAGAUGGAAAUACUUGUUUGUUCUAUGAUGAAUUGGUGUUAUGCUGUUUUAGGUUUCAAAAGUAUUUCAAAUCAAAGACUUCACUCAAAUUUCAUCACCGAUUAUUAUUUAUUUACUUUUCUUUCUAUCUGUUUCCCUAUGAUAAUGUGAUUUGAGGAGAGGUAUCAGGGAGAGUUGAUGUGAGAAAAUCUAAUUCCAAAACUUUUAUG
This is a messenger RNA of Abrus precatorius (Indian licorice), 2399 nucleotides long. RefSeq names its product protein NUCLEAR FUSION DEFECTIVE 4-like. The transcript has 3 exons. The record is from RefSeq and is a predicted model, not a curated record. Gene Ontology annotation, cellular component: membrane. Lineage: Eukaryota; Viridiplantae; Streptophyta; Magnoliopsida; Fabales; Fabaceae. The coding region runs from base 272 to 1903 and encodes 543 amino acids.